AUGACCUUAGUAUCCUCCAGUAAAAGAAAACCAUCGGAUUGCUUUUACGCGGCAGCAUUCUGCUUGCACCUUUUGCUCUGGGUUUCGUGCGCCGUGUCCGGAGAGAAGUAUCAUCACUUCAACGUUGAGGGAUGGCUACAGAGGUAUGGAUACCUUCCCCGCACAGAACCAGGAAUGUCUGUCCUGCGCUCGGCCCGCACCAUGCACUCAGCCAUCGCUGCCAUGCAGCACGUCUAUGGUCUCAAUGUCACAGGGACACUGGAUGAGAGAACCAAGGAUGAUAUCACGCUGAGUUGGAUGCAAAAGCCUCGCUGUGGUGUUCCAGACAAGAUCAAAAGUGCUUCGAGGUCACGGAAGCGGAGAUACGCGCUGACGGGACAGAAGUGGCAGCGUCCACACAUCACCUACAGCAUUAAAAAUGUCACGCCAAAGGUGGGCGCCAGGGAGACUCAUGAUGCUAUCCGGCGGGCGUUUGAUGUCUGGCAGGGUGUGACUCCUCUCCGCUUUGAGGCCGUUCCAUACAGCGCCCUGGAAACUGGCAGGCGCGACGUCGACAUCACCAUCAUCUUCGCUUCGGGUUUUCAUGGUGACAGCUCACCGUUUGACGGGGAGGGAGGAUUCCUCGCCCACGCCUAUUUCCCGGGCCCUGGCAUAGGAGGGGACACUCACUUCGACUCGGACGAGCCCUGGACCCUUGGGAACCCCAACCACGAUGGUAACGACCUGUUCCUGGUUGCGGUGCACGAGCUGGGCCACGCCCUCGGUCUGGAACACUCCAACGACCCCACUGCUAUCAUGGCUCCUUUCUACCAGUACAUGGACACAGAGAACUUCAAACUACCUCACGACGACCUACAGGGCAUCCAGAAAAUCUAUGGUCCACCAGACAGAGCACCGCAGCCGACCCGGCCCCCACCGACGGUCCCUCCCCCUCGCUUUCACCCUCCCUCAGACCCCCGUAAGCACGACCGCCACGCCAGACCCCAUCGCCCUCCACAGGGGGCCAAGCCCUCCAAUCCCAACUCCAAGCCCAACAUCUGUGAUGGAGGCUUCAAUACCCUGGCCAUCCUCCGACAGGAGCUUUUUGUGUUCAAGGACCAGUGGUUUUGGAGGGUACGGGAUAACUCUGUAGUUCCCGGCUACCCCAUGCAGAUCAACUACUUCUGGAAAGGCUUGCCUGCCAAAAUUGAUGCCGUGUAUGAAAACAGUGAGGGGAAGUUUGUCUUUUUCAAAGGAAACCGUUUCUGGGUCUUCAAGGACACAACUCUCCAGCCUUCGUACCCUCAGGACAUCUCGCUGUUCGGAAGCGGCAUGCCCACUCAGAGCAUCGAGACAGCUGUCUGGUGGGAAGAUGUCGCCAAAACCUACUUCUUCAAAGGAGACAGAUACUGGCGGUACAAUGAGGACAUGAGGACCAUGGAUCCAGGCUACCCAAAACCCAUCAACAUCUGGAAGGGCAUCCCUGACUCUCCCCAGGGGGCCUUUGUGGAUAAAGCCAACGGCUUUACCUACUUUUACAAGGGUAAGGAGUACUGGAAGUUCAACAACCAGCUGCUUCGCGUGGAGCCAGGCUACCCGAGGUCCAUCCUGCGGGACUUCAUGGGCUGCGACGGCCUACCCGCAGACCCCGACUGGGACUGGAACCCCCCGGUGGCGGAGGAACGGCACUAUGACAAUGGCGACGUGGACGUCGUCAUCAAACUGGACAGCGCGGGGGGGACUGAGAAAGCAGUGGCCAUCGCCAUCCCCUGCGUCCUGGCGCUGUGCAUGAUGGUCCUCCUCUACACCGUUUUCCAGUUCAGGAGGAAGAGCACACAGCGCCACAUACUGUACUGCAAGCGCUCCAUGCAGGAGUGGGUCUGAGGGACUGUUACUGUAUAGAGAGGGGUGUGAAGCUCUGAUAAAGGUCUAGUUAUUACUUGAAGCCCUGAGUACAGUAAUUGGGAGCACUGUAAAGGGUACAGUACGUACGGAUUGCCAUGUUGGCAGAUUUUAAGAAAACUGCUUCUCUUAACGCGCAAUCCGCAAGGAAGCGUUAAUGAUCAGCAGAAACUCGACUGAAGACAGUGCGGGGAGCCACAUCUCCUAUGUCCAACUAAUAUGUAUGUAUCUGCUUCGACUUUUUUUCUGUAUCUUGGAAUGAACUCAAUUAAGUGAGACAGAGUUAAGCUACUGUAAGUGGGACCUUUGUCUAUCCUCGUCUCUGCACGCCGCUUAAAAAGCCCCUAGCACCAACUUCAGUGGACAAACUAGAUAUAGGCUUCUACUUUACUUUCAUUUCUUAAUUAAAUCGCUCUGAGCUGUGCUUUUUUAAUUAUUUAUUUUACUUUUUUGUCUUUAUUUAGGGUCCCUGUAAAAGAUUAUUCAUUGUGUGGAGGACUGAUACACAAACCAAAUAUGACCUUUUCUUCCAAAGAGGAUUACCGCUCGAUGUUGUUUUUUUCUGAUGGGAUAUUUUUUCCUCACGCGGAUCGAACAUUGUGGCAUUGUGGCACUCCGAUCUUUGUUUUUUCCGCCAUUGGUAUUCACAACCACCCCGUCUGCUCUGUUAUCGGUGGGGACGGGAAGCAGCCAUUAGCAGAAGUUGGGAAACUUCAAGACUGUGGUGGCAGUCUAUCUCCAAAACGGGGGCCAAAAACCUCUCUGCAAUAUUUAUGAGACUGCCUUAAUCACAGAUUGCUUAAACUCGCCUUCUCUUUUUCUCUCUGUUUCUCCGGUGCGGACGCUGGGUGGUGAGCGACACAGUAUGAAUACAAACAAUGCGCGACAGCAUUAAUUACUGCCCAUAAUGCAAUUUUCAAAACCAGUAAUUAAGGACAGUUUGAUCCACAAAAGGGUUCACUGCUCUCGAAAAUGUGCUAAGUUGUGCUAAAUACCCGAUGGCAAGCAGGCCAUCAGCUUUCAUUUACUGCCUCACCGGAGGGUGUGAGAGAGAAGGGGAAGGUAAGUUGUGUAUGCAUGAACGAGACAGUAAUUACCCACACUAUAUACGUGCUGUACUGUACUGUAGUGUCAGUUAUUGAACAGCUAACAUCCCACUUCCCUUUGUUUUCCUGCCAAGUUUGGACACUAAUAUUCCAAACAGUGUCAGUCCAUACAUUUUUAAGCAGCUUUACUACUCCAUAUCUUGUUUUUUUUUUUUUUUGGGGGGGGGGGGGCACUUUUAUACCAGGUUUUUAAGUUUACAUAUUAUCUCACGUGGCACAGAGAAGGAGGGGAGGAAAGACAGAGGAGGAAAACACAUGCAGUGUUUGUAAAAGAAAAAAACUAAAGUCAUCACUCUAUCUCAAGUUACCACAUUCACCUCGACCUCGUAUCAGUUACCAGUGCUUUUUGCCCAGAUUGCUCCAUCUUCAUGCAAAUAGUUUUCAAGUAAAUUCAAAGUCACAUCUUUGUUUCAAAGAAGAAAAAAAAACUUGUCUAAUGAAUAAUAUAAAUUAAGUCUGAAGACUGGAUUAUAGGAAAAAAAGUUAAACCUGCGUGUCUAAUAAUGGAGCGAGGUUGUUUUACGCACUGUAAUCGUAAUUAUCCAGUAUUCUAAAAAUACUUACACAAUAUUAACAAAUUACUAAUACAUGUUUAUAGAACUACUCUAACAUUUUUUCAAAUUAACAGACAUAUCGGAAAAACCAAAACCCAGCUAAAGUGAGUCUGGUGAUUACUAUUUUGGUCACAUUUUCUAUGAAGCCCAAGUCUAUAAUGCAAAUAGGACAUUAGGAACGUACCUUUAAUGUGUCAUAAUGCAGCUAUAGCACUGAGUAAUCACAUUUGUAAGCACUCUUGAAAAAUCAUAACAAUUAACACAGUGAACCAAAUAAGAAUGCUUCAUCACAGUGACCAGAACACAUUGUAAAAUGUUUUUUAAUUGCUUAUAAGGUCACAUGUCAGUAAUGAGUUUAUAAUUAUACAAUAAGAACUGCUGGUCACUCACUAUUUUUCACAGGGAUCAUAGUGUAUUUAAAAGAUCAUAGUUGUAGUACAGAAUAAUAAAUGUUUUGAUACAUUUGGUACAUGCAAGAACAGAUGAACACAUGAUGAUAUGAUGAUGUACAAUAUAUCCUUACAAGAAGACAGUCAUACAGGAAAAAUUUAAUUAAAAAAACAUUUAUUACAAUUGAACAAUUAAUUUUAGUCAGAUCCCUUCAGCAGUUCAUAUUAUUGAUUACCAGUAUAUAUAUAUAUAUACUGGUAUAGUAUAUAUAUAUAUAUAUAUAUAUAUAAAGAAAAAAAAACAGUUGUGAAACAAAUCCAUUUAGCCAGUCCCAGUCAUCACUAGAGAAUACUUCCUCCCAUCUGAUGUUAUGUUGUGCUACUUUGUAAAGGUUGGUUGCAUUACCUUUUCUAAAAGAAAACGUAUUUGCUAGUAUCAGGCUGGGGAGGUGCACUGGAACACAGGAGGGAAACAGAUCUGGGAACACAGGUGAGCAAGAAGCAUGACGUCAUAACAACAAAAUAAGAUAGAAAACUAAAAACUAAAACACCUGACAGUCAGUGCUUAUAGAUAUGAUUAAGGGGCGCUACAGGUGCAUAAUGACAGAAGUAUGUUCACGGUGCAUUAAAGUGAAUUAUAAACAUGGGCUUCAUAGAAAGUGUUACCAGUGAUCUACUGUAUGAUGUUACAUAUAUAGGACAUCAUAUACAAAGCAUAUAAUGUGUUUCAAUCAGUUUAAUCAGCUAAUUAUGAGAAACAAUUAAAAGAUGUAAAGUAUAUAUAAAAGGCGAUUCUCUCCGAGGUGAGAUGUAUGGAGCUGCACAGAGCAGGAGCUUUCUUUCUAUCCCCCACGUGUUGCAUUAUGGGUGCGGCACACACAGCCUGGUCCCUAAUGAAAUACAUCUCGAUUGCCUUUGGCUGCUGCCAUAUACAUGUAACAGUGUGGCUGUGUGGUGUGGCGUUUCUCAAGAGUUUGCCAGAUGACCCAUCUGUGAGCAUUCAUGCUGAUUUUUUCUUUGUUUUUGUUUUUUUAUAUAUAUAUAUAUAUAUAUGUAUGAAUAUUUGUGCUCCUUGAUUUUGUUACUCUUACUUGAAAAAUGCUCAUCAACAUCAACUUGUACAGGAUAUCGCUCAUAAUUUUCUGUUUAUAUCGAUUUAUACAUUUUUGUUUGUUUGUUUGUUUGUUUUUGCAUAUCGCAGAGGGAAUUAGAGAUUUCAAAAAUGUACUUCUCAAAUCUGCAAAUGAUCUGAAGAGGAGCGAGGUGGGUUUGCGAGGGUUAAUGACUUAAAAACCAACAGGAGGGCAGCGCAUGUUCAGCUGAGACGUCUCACUCCGCUGGAUCGUCCUCUUGCACCGUCCAGUUGUGCACAUUGACAAGUCGACCCUGUCGUGUGAGAGGUGACUGGCCUCCAGUCCAUCCUCCUUGUUCCAACAAUCUCCCGGCGAUGUGUCAGAAUGACUAAAGAAGAUGUUUUGAAGAAGGAAACAUCUGUUGUGCUGAACUGCACAUCAGUGUCGAUCCGCUGUAACAUGAGGUGGAGAGCAAAAAAAACAACAAAAAAACCCCACAUUGGCUCGGUGUCGUGUGUGUGCCGUCUUCUCAGUUUGUGUGUUUGGUGGUGAGGGCCCAGCGAGUGUGAACUAAAGACGGUCAGCGAGGCGAGUCGGUUCCGUGUUUGUUGCCGUGUUUGUUCCUCCUGUGCCCGGCGCCUCAGAUCGUGCUCUGCAUUGUACUUUUUGGGGGGUGGGGGCGAGAAGCUGUCAAUGAAGUGGGUUUGAAACGCAAUGUUUGUUUUCGAGGUAAUCCUCCUCCUUCUGUUGCUGCCUCAGCAGCAAACCAAUCAUCUGGUGUGAAUGUUUCUCCAUCCUUGAGAGGUAAACUCGGAAACGUCACAUAAUUACACUGGCUGUUUUUUGACUCUCGAAUCCCCUUUGACGAGCGACCCGUUUUAGAAGUCUCAGUGCUCUGACCCGUCCCUGUUUUAUCUCUCUCAGUGCUUUUAUUGUCUGCCUUGCAACACGCUGCUAAGCAUUAGUCAUUAAAGGGAAGUAGAUGCGGCAGAUGAGGCAGCAGUCGAUAACGCCAGGGGAGGCGAGGAGACGAGGAGCAUUUGCAAUAAUUGCAAUCGAGAUCUUAUGCACAGAUACGUGCAGUAUGCGCUCGACGGCUUCGUGUAUGAGAAGUAAAAAAAAAAAAAAAAACAUAUUGCGUAUUAUGUACAUAAAGACAGAGUGUAUACUGUCUGCUUGGGAGGAUUUUGUUUUUAAUCCAUCCAUUCCGUGGGUAAAGAAAAUGUGUGUUGUAAAUAAACAUGUGCAUAAA
Molecule: messenger RNA, 6255 nt
Organism: Acanthopagrus latus (yellowfin seabream)
Lineage: Eukaryota; Metazoa; Chordata; Actinopteri; Spariformes; Sparidae
Gene: mmp16b
Product: matrix metallopeptidase 16b (membrane-inserted)
Exons: 11
Coding region: 1-1863 (620 amino acids)
Biological process (GO): collagen catabolic process; extracellular matrix organization; skeletal system development
Cellular component (GO): extracellular matrix
Molecular function (GO): metalloendopeptidase activity; zinc ion binding
Source: RefSeq, a predicted model, not a curated record